Messenger RNA from Lachnellula hyalina, 1995 nucleotides. It is a transcript of the gene NHX1, whose product is annotated as Endosomal/prevacuolar sodium/hydrogen exchanger. The record is from RefSeq and is a predicted model, not a curated record. Lineage: Eukaryota; Fungi; Ascomycota; Leotiomycetes; Helotiales; Lachnaceae. Gene Ontology annotation, cellular component: fungal-type vacuole membrane; early endosome; late endosome. Gene Ontology annotation, biological process: proton transmembrane transport; vacuolar acidification; sodium ion transport. Gene Ontology annotation, molecular function: sodium:proton antiporter activity. The coding region runs from base 1 to 1995 and encodes 664 amino acids. The transcript is spliced from 5 exons.
AUGUCUGCCGCAAUCGCCGGCGUGGCCUACGAGCUGCUGAAGCGCGCAGAAGAAGACGAUGAUCCAGAGGGUAGGAAAGCACCUGAGGGACGGGGAACAGGUCCAGAUACCUCCCAGAGGGAGAUCUUCUCCUCGUGGGCGCUCUUCAUUAUGAUUAUGCUGCUUAUAACAGCACUUUUUACAAGUUACAUUCUUCAACAGAAGAAGGUUGAAGCGGUACACGAAACAGUAAUAUCGAUUUUUGCUGGUAUGACAGUAGGUCUGGUCCUCAGAGUGAGCUCUGGUACUUCCAUACAGAACCUCGUCAGUUUCGAUUACCAGAUAUUCUUUAAUCUCCUCCUGCCUCCAAUCAUUCUUGCCUCCGGCUACGAACUACACCAAGCGAACUUCUUUCGGAAUAUCGGGACAAUCCUAACAUUCGCGUUCGCUGGGACGUUUAUAUCUGCAAUUGUACUAGGUUUGAUCCUAUGGGUCUAUACCCGCAUACCCCUCGAUGGGUUCGAGAUGACUUUUGUCGAUGCUAUUUCCGUUGGAGCAACUCUAUCGGCUACAGAUCCGGUCACCAUUCUCGCCAUCUUCAAUACAUACAAAGUCGAUCCGAAACUAUAUACCGUCAUUUUUGGCGAGUCUAUCCUCAAUGAUGCCGUCGCUAUUGUAUUGUUCGAGACAGCGCAGAGAUAUAAAGAAGGUGGCGCGGCUGGAACACUCACAUUUAUCAGUCUAAUCGAAGCUAUCGGCAUUUUCUUCGCCGUUUUCUUUGGAAGUUUGAUUAUUGGGGUGUGCGUUGGAAUUGGGACAGCUCUUACUCUAAAAUACACCUAUGUCAGAAGGUUUCCGAAAAUGGAGAGUUGUAUGAUCAUUUUGAUUGCAUAUGCCAGCUAUUUCUUUUCAAACGGCUUGCACAUGUCUGGAAUUGUCACUCUUCUUUUCUGCGGGAUCACUCUCAAACACUACGCUUACUACAAUAUGUCCCGGCGAACUCAGCUUACUACCAAGUACCUAUUCCAGGUCUUGGCACAAUUGUCGGAGAAUUUUAUCUUCAUCUACCUUGGACUCUCCUUAUUCACGGAGAGCAAAUUUCAGUUCAAGCCACUAUUUAUCAUUGUGACAGUUAUUGGGAUUUGCGUUGCGCGAUGGGCAGCGGUGUUUCCCCUCUCGAAGUUAAUCAACUGGUUCAUUAGGUACCGUGCAAAAAGACGCGGCAAGGACGUUGCAGAUGAACUACCAUUCAGUUAUCAAGCUAUGUUGUUCUGGGCUGGAUUACGUGGAGCAGUCGGUGUGGCUUUGGCAGCCGGAAUGACCGGUGAAAAUGCCUGGGCAUUGAAAGCGACUGUUUUAGUCGUAGUGGUGCUUACAGUCAUCAUAUUUGGUGGUACUACAGCCCGUAUGCUAGAGAUUAUGGGCAUUCGAACAGGUGUGAUCGAAGAAAUUGAUUCGGAUGAUGAAUUCGACAUUGAAGCAGUUCCAGGAGGUUCCUACUACAAACAUUCUGGAACCGGAAUUGGUAACAUUCCAAAACGAAACGGCUCAACAAUUGCCCUGAACGGCCUUAAUGCACAAAACCCCGAGAGAGGAAGCUACGCCAGCGGGAACUCAAGCCCCGCCAACAGACCAGCGAGUCUAAGCAGGAAAGGAUCUAAGAGUUCCAAGAAUGGGCGGAGAGGAGACAGUGAAAGCGAGCAGGAUCUCCUCAGAGCAGACAUCGACAAUGAGUCUGAUAUUGAUAGCGACACAUCAGACCUUCCUCCCGCUGUAAAGCGCUCCCCAAGCGCGCGCCCUACACUCGAGUCAGACGAUGGUACACCUUACCCAACAUCCGGGAGCACGAGCCACGAUGUAUCCCACAUAACCGCCUCGGGUGCAUUCAGCCAGCUCCUUCACGGCACGGCCGAAGAUCACGCAGCGUGGUUCAAACAAUUGGAUGAGGGUUUCAUCAAGCCGAAGCUGCUGCUUGAUGGCGGCAAAGGGCCGCACGGUGGGCCGAGUGGGAGUUGA